GGGUGUGGCCUGUGCUCGGGAGGUUGGCAAAUUCUGCACUGUUGAGGUCACUCAGUCCUGCGUAGAUAAAAGUGAGGACCGUACCAGAUCUUGUUACUUCUCCGCUUUUUAUUAACCUUACUGCAGGCAAAAUAUUACUUGAUUUGGUGUCUUCUGGGCUAACAAGACCUGGGGAAACUUAGAGUUAUACUUGGGGUUUGUGGUGCUAGGAGUAAUUGGUGCUUAAGCCACUUUCUUUCCCCUCUUCCCUCUCCACACCAAGCUGGGCUUUGGAAAUGAGAGGUCUAACAAAUUAAAAUCAAAUGCCACCAGGAAUACUCAGAUGCUAAAGACUUACCAUCAUGGAUGCUCUGUCAGAGGCAAAUGGUACUUUUGCCUUAAACCUGUUGAGAAAGCUGGGUGAAGACAACUCCAAAAAUGUGUUUUUCUCUCCCAUGAGCAUAUCCUCUGCCCUGGCCAUGGUCCUCCUGGGGGCAAAGGGAAACACCGCUGCCCAGAUGGUCCAGGCACUUUCUUUAAGUAAGAGUGGAGGCGGAGGUGAAGAUGUCCACCAAGGUUUCCAAUCACUUCUCACUGAAGUUAACAGGACGGGCACACAGUACUUGCUUAGAACUGCCAACAGGCUCUUUGGAGAAAAGUCUUAUGCUUUCAACUCAUCUUUCAAAGAGUCCUGCCACAAAUUCUACCAAGCAGAGAUGGAAGAGCUCGACUUCUGCAAAGCUAUAGAGGAGGCCAGGACACACAUAAACUCCUGGGUAGCAAAGAAGACAGAAGGUAAAAUUACAGAGUUGCUGCCUCUAGGUUCAGUUAAUCCAAAUACUCGUCUGGUUCUUGUGAAUGCCAUCUACUUCAAAGGAAACUGGGAUAUUCAGUUUAACAAAGAGCACACCAAGGAAAGAUCAUUUAAAAUCAGCAAGAAUGAGGAGAAGCCUGUGGAAAUGAUGUUUAAGAAAUCUACCUUUAAUAUGACUUACAUAGGAGAAAUAUUCACCAAAAUUCUGGUGCUGCCUUAUGUCGGCAACGAGCUGAAUAUGAUCAUCAUGCUUCCUGAUGAAAAUGUUGAUCUGCAAAUGGUGGAAAAAAGCCUUACUUAUGAGAAAUUCAUAGAAUGGACCAGGCCAGAUAUGAUGGAUGAAGAAGAAGUGGAUGUGUUCCUGCCUAGAUUUAAACUGGAGGAGAAUUAUGACAUGGAGGAUGUACUUCGUUCUCUGGGCAUGACUGAUGCCUUUGAGCAAGCCACGGCAGACUUUUCUGGAAUGUCAUCUGCGAGAGAUCUGUUUCUGUCCAAGGUCAUGCACAAGUCCUUUGUGGAGGUCAACGAGGAAGGCACGGAGGCCGCAGCCGCCACUGCCGCCAUCAUGAUGCUUCGAUGUGCAAGAAUCACCCCUAGGUUCUGUGCUGACCACCCCUUCCUUUUCUUUAUUCAGCACAGCAAAACCAACAGUAUUCUGUUUUGUGGCCGAUUCUCCUCCCCUUAAGGAAAUGGUUAGCACUGCCUGUAGCCCUUCUUCUGUCUCUCACUGACCCACUUUUCCUCUGACACUUUACAAUGUGCCUGAACCCAAAGUGACCUUUGAUAACAAUCCAAAAAUAAAGGGCCCGAUUU
This is a messenger RNA of Phyllostomus discolor (pale spear-nosed bat), 1606 nucleotides long. Its product is annotated as serpin B6-like. The record is from RefSeq and is a predicted model, not a curated record. Gene Ontology annotation, molecular function: serine-type endopeptidase inhibitor activity. Gene Ontology annotation, biological process: negative regulation of endopeptidase activity. Gene Ontology annotation, cellular component: cytoplasm. NCBI's taxonomy places the organism in Eukaryota, Metazoa, Chordata, Mammalia, Chiroptera, Phyllostomidae. The transcript is spliced from 7 exons. The coding region runs from base 342 to 1478 and encodes 378 amino acids.